AUGGCUUCAUUCUUCUCAGAUACGAUUUCGAACCCUCGCUUCCAGCUGCUUGCGACGGCUGUGGUUUCCGGAGCGACAGCCGCCUCCCUGCUCCUCGGCUACCAGGCGCUUGAGAGGAACGAGAGGAUCUCUCAACUGAAGAACUCCAUCCCAGACGAUGAUGCUGUCAGCUUACAGCGAUUAGACAGUUUUGGUGGCCCCUUGGCUGCCCCUGUCGACGAGGAGGAUGCGCGGAACAUGGCGCUCGCUCGUCGAGCGCAAGCCGGGGAUUUUGACGAGGAGCUGAUUAUGGAGCAGCUUGCGCGCAACCGCGUCUUCCUGACCCCGGAGGGUCUUGAAAAGCUGGGGAGCUCGUUCGUCGUCGUCGUCGGGUGCGGCGGCGUCGGCUCCCACUGCGCGGCGGCUCUAGCUCGCUCAGGCGUGUCCAAGUUGCGACUCAUUGACUUCGACCAGGUCACGCUGAGCUCGCUGAACCGCCAUGCGGUGGCGACGCUGGCGGACGUGGGAAUCUCCAAGGUGCAGUGUCUUCGACGGCGACUGAUCGCCAUCGCUCCCUGGGUCAAGUUCGAUCUGCAGCAGGAGAAGUUCGACGAAGAUGUCGCUGAGCGAUUACUGAGCCCCUGGGGUGGGGAUGAGGACGGCUGGGCUCCGGACUAUAUUAUCGAUGCCAUCGAUAACAUCGAUACCAAGGUCGCCCUCCUGAAGUACUGUCACGACAACGGCCUCCCUGUGAUCAGCUCCAUGGGCGCCGGCUGUAAGAGCGAUCCAACACGAAUUAUCGUUGGGGAUAUUGGGACAAGCACAGAUGACGGUCUGUCACGGGCAACGCGCCGACGGCUUAAGCUCAAGGGCAUCACGAGUGGAAUUCCCGUGGUGUACUCAAACGAGAAGGCAGGCGAGGGCAAAGCAGAGCUGCUACCCCUGGCCGAAGAGGAGUUCGAGAAGGGUUCCGUCGGGGACCUGGCAGCCAUGCCUAGCUUCCGCGUACGUAUCCUCCCUGUGCUAGGCACUAUGCCUGCUAUCUUCGGCCUUACUGUCGCCAACCACGUCAUCCUGAGCAUCACGGGCUACCCACAAGACUACCUCCCGGCCAAGGGCCGAGACCGCAUGUACGACGGCAUCCUGGCCUACGUCCAGAGCUCCGAAGACAAGCUAGCGCGGAUCACGGACGGCGGCGACACCGUCGGCCUCAAGAUACCCCUGACGGUUGGCGACGUGGCUUUCCUAGCUGAGGAGCUGUAUAAUGGCCGCAGCGUCAUCACGGGAAUCCCGACCAAGCUGGUCCUGAUUCGUUGGCGCCGUCCCGAGGGCAGCAGCAUGACGGUUCUUGGCGAGGGCAAGGAUGUUCAAAAGUGCUCGACAGUGCGGUUGGGCGACUUGGUAUGCAUGACCAAGGAGGAAGCAACACGCCAUGAGAAAGAAGUGUUCAAGGCCGGGAAGCCCCUGAAGAAGGUGUAUGACGCCGCCACGAUCGAGCGGGUCAAGGCGAAGCUGAAGGAGGCGAAGAAGUACGAAGCAAUUCGAUGA
Ilyonectria robusta is the source of this 1527-nucleotide messenger RNA. RefSeq lists its product as uncharacterized. The transcript is spliced from 2 exons. The coding region runs from base 1 to 1527 and encodes 508 amino acids. The record is from RefSeq and is a predicted model, not a curated record. Gene Ontology annotation, molecular function: ubiquitin-like modifier activating enzyme activity; tRNA threonylcarbamoyladenosine dehydratase activity. Gene Ontology annotation, biological process: cyclic threonylcarbamoyladenosine biosynthetic process. Gene Ontology annotation, cellular component: mitochondrial outer membrane. Lineage: Eukaryota; Fungi; Ascomycota; Sordariomycetes; Hypocreales; Nectriaceae.